UCAAAUUAUAAUCUAAUGAAGAGAAUCCUACCGGCUGCAUCCCCAAAUGAACUUCACAUGGCAAGAUGAGGAUUGAUCAUGGUGUGUUUGCAGGAAGCUGGUGAGAAGGCAGAGCGGUCAUAUUUGAAUGGACUUUUAUACAUCCAUAGACUCAAGUUGCAUUCAACACAAGAAACACUAUUUAUAAAAUAGUAAAAUAUUUCUGCCUAAUUUUUUUCAUUGGAAGAUUAAAUAAACCAUGUACGACAAUUCUUCCAGCAAACACUACUUUGUCACACACUCUUAUAUAUAGUAUAUAUAAAUAUUAAUCUUUGAUAACAGAUUUAGAAGAUAUCUAUUAACAAACCUUUCCUUUUCUUUAACUUGAGUUGAAACUAAGCUCAAGGUUAGUGGCAUAUAAUUCCAAACCUCUUAGAUGAGGUUAGAAUAGCAAUAAAAAGAGAAGAAAAUUAACAAGAAGGGGAGAAGUGUAGUUUCAAACCAAUAUUCCCCCUUUUGAUUGGUGUUUCCUUGUUCUGUUUAUGUUCUUCUAGUCCAAGAAAGUAAUCAAGUAUAUUCAUAACAAGGGAAGCAAAAAUGGAUAGUAAUUUAAGCAGAAGUAUAAGUAGGAGUUUGAGUAGGUCAAGUUGGAAAAUGGAAGAAGUGUUUGCUAGUGGAAGAUAUUCAAGAAGAACUUCUCAAAUUGAUGAAGAUGAAGAAGCACUUAAAUGGGCUGCAAUUGAGAAAUUACCAACCUAUGAUAGGUUAAGAACAAGUAUUAUGCAAACAUUUACUGAGGGUGAUCAACCUCAACAUGGAAACAGAUUGCAACAUAAAGAAGUUGAUGUUAGGAAGCUUGAUAUGAAUGAUAGGCAACAAAUUAUUGAUCAAAUUUUCAAGGUUGCUGAAGAAGAUAAUGAAAAGUAUCUCAGGAAAUUCAGAAACAGAAUUGACAAGGUUGGAAUAAGACUCCCAACAGUAGAAGUGAGGUUUAAGAAUUUGACUAUUGAAGCUGAUUCCGUUGUUGGAAGUAGAGCUUUGCCAACACUACCGAAUGUUGCAUUAACCAUUUUAGAAUCAUUUCUUGGAGCAUGUGGAAUUAGUGCAUCUAAGAAAACACAGAUCACAAUUCUUAAGAAUGCUUCUGGCAUUAUUAAACCAUCAAGGAUGGCCCUUUUACUAGGUCCACCUUCAUCAGGGAAAACGACCCUAUUGUUGGCAUUGGCUGGAAAAUUGGACUCUGAAUUGAGGGUGAGAGGUGAAAUUACUUACAAUGGACACAAACUUAAUGAGUUUGUACCAAGAAAGACUUCAGCAUAUAUUAGCCAAAAUGAUGUUCAUGUUGGAGAAAUGACUGUUAAAGAAACUUUGGAUUUCUCAGCUAGAUGCCAAGGAGUUGGAACUAGAUAUGAUUUAUUAAGUGAGCUUGCUAGAAGGGAAAAGGAAGCUGGUAUAUUUCCAGAGGCAGAUCUUGACCUUUUCAUGAAGGCUACUGCAGUGAAAGGAACAGAAAGCAGUCUUAUUACCGACUAUACUCUAAAAAUAUUGGGACUUGAUAUUUGUAAGGAUACCAUAGUUGGAGAUGAGAUGCAUAGAGGUGUAUCUGGAGGCCAAAAGAAACGUGUCACCACAGGUGAAAUGAUUGUUGGGCCAACAAAAACACUAUUCAUGGAUGAAAUAUCAACUGGUCUUGAUAGUUCCACAACAUUUCAAAUUGUGAAAUGUUUGCAACAAAUUGUGCACCUUAGUGAAGGAACAAUCUUAAUGUCACUUCUUCAACCAGCUCCUGAGACGUUCGAUCUAUUUGAUGACAUCAUUCUCAUAUCCGAGGGUCAAGUUGUGUAUCAAGGUCCACGUGAACAUAUUGUGGAGUUCUUUGAAUCCUGUGGGUUCCGUUGUCCUGAAAGAAAGGGAACCGCUGAUUUCUUGCAAGAGGUUACAUCAAGAAAAGACCAAGAACAAUAUUGGGCAGACAAAAAUAGACCAUACAGAUAUGUUUCUGUGACAGAGUUUACAAACAAAUUCAAACAAUUCCAUGUCGGAGUGCGUCUGGAACAAGAGUUAUCGGUUCCAUUCGACAAAUCAAGUGCACACAAAGCAGCUCUUGUUUACAGCAAAAACUCAGUUCCAACAAGGGACAUUUUUAAAGCAUGUUGGGACAAAGAAGUGUUACUUAUCAAAAGAAACUCUUUUUUCUACAUAUUCAAGACAGCACAAAUUGUCAUCAUUGCCUUCAUAGCAGCAACUUUGUUUUUAAGGACUGAAAUGAGUAGAAAAACUGAAGAUGAUGCUUCACUUUACAUUGGUGCAAUUUUGUUUGGUAUGAUCAUGAAUAUGUUCAAUGGUUUUGCUGAACUUGCACUUACAAUUGGAAGACUUCCUGUGUUUUAUAAACAUAGAGAUCAUCUUUUCCAUCCUGCUUGGACUUACACAGUCCCGAAUUUCUUGUUGCGUAUUCCGAUUUCUAUCUUUGAGUCUCUUGCUUGGAUGGUUGUUACUUACUAUACCAUUGGAUUCGCUCCUGAAGCCAGCAGGUUCUUUAAGCAAUUUUUGUUGGUGUUCCUUAUCCAACAAAUGGCAGCUGGGAUGUUUAGAUUCAUUGCUGGAAUAUGUAGAACCAUGAUUAUUGCAAACACUGGUGGAGCACUCAUGCUUCUUGUUGUUUUUCUACUCGGUGGUUUCCUCCUUCCUAAACGUGAAAUUCCUAACUGGUGGGUUUGGGCUAAUUGGGUUUCACCAUUGUCAUAUGCUUUCCAUGCAAUGUCUGUGAAUGAAAUGUAUGCUCCAAGGUGGAUGCAUAAUGGGACUUCUGCGGAUAAAACUACUACAUUGGGUCUGGCUGUUUUAAAGAACUUUGAUGUUUAUGCCAACGAAAAUUGGUAUUGGAUAGGUGCCGGAGCUCUUGCGGUUUUCACAGUUUUCUACAAUGUUCUCUUCACCCUUUCACUUAUGUACCUAAGUCCUCUUGGAAAUAAGCAAGCAAUUAUAACCGAGGAAGAUGCAACUGAAUUGGAGAAUGAGGGAGACGUAAACGAACCAAGACUCGUGAGGCCGCCUUCCAAUCGAGAGUCAAUGCUUCGGUCUCUAUCUAAAGCUGAUGGAAACAAUUCAAGGGAAGUGGCAAUGCAAAGAAUGAGUAGUAGCCAAGCUAAUCCAAAUGGAUUAAGAAAUGCUGAUGCAGACACUUCAAAUGCACCAAGAAGAGGAAUGGUUCUACCUUUUCAACCACUUGCAAUGUCAUUUGACAGUGUUAAUUACUUUGUGGACAUGCCUGCAGAAAUGAAAGAGCAAGGAGUGACAGAAGAUAGGUUACAAUUGCUUAGGGAAGUAACCGGUUCAUUUAGGCCUGGAGUUCUUACUGCACUAAUGGGAGUUAGUGGCGCCGGGAAGACAACUUUAAUGGAUGUUUUAGCAGGAAGAAAAACCGGUGGCUACAUCGAAGGAGAUGUUAAAAUCUCUGGAUACCCUAAGAACCAAGAAACCUUUGCAAGAGUUUCUGGUUACUGUGAACAAACUGAUAUUCAUUCACCUCAAGUUACUAUCAGAGAAUCAUUGCUUUACUCGGCUUUCCUUCGGUUACCAAAAGAAGUUGGUGAAGAGGAAAAGAUUCAAUUUGUGGAACAAGUGAUGGAUUUGGUAGAGCUGCAAAGUCUCAAGGAUGCUAUUGUGGGGCUACCAGGAGUUACAGGGUUGUCAACUGAACAAAGAAAGAGGUUGACAAUCGCGGUCGAGCUUGUUGCUAAUCCUUCAAUCAUAUUCAUGGAUGAACCAACUUCAGGUCUAGAUGCAAGAGCUGCUGCUAUUGUUAUGAGAACUGUAAGAAACACUGUUGAUACUGGAAGAACUGUUGUGUGCACAAUUCAUCAGCCUAGCAUUGAUAUCUUUGAAGCCUUUGAUGAGCUCAUAUUGAUGAAAAGAGGAGGGCAACUGAUCUAUGGAGGACCUUUAGGUCGGAAUUCACACAAGAUUAUCGAAUACUUUGAGGCAAUUCAAGGUGUCCCAAAAAUUAAGGACAUGUACAAUCCUGCAACAUGGAUGCUUGAAGUUAGCUCCGUAGCUGCUGAAGUCCGGCUUGGAAUGGACUUUGCUGAAUACUACAAGCAAUCAGAUUUGUUUCGGAGAAGCAAAGCUCUUGUAACCGAGUUAAGUACACCGCCACCAGGAACUAGUGAUUUGUUUUUCGCUACUAAGUACUCCCAAUCAACAGUUGGACAAUUCAAAUCUUGUCUUUGGAAGCAGUGGCUAACAUAUUGGAGAAGUCCAGAUUACAAUCUAGUCAGAUACUUUUUCACCUUGGCUUGUGCUCUCAUGAUAGGGACAGUAUUUUGGAGAGUUGGCAAACACAAGGACACUUCGACUGAUCUGAUACUGAUUAUAGGAGCGAUGUAUGCUGCUGUUAUUUUUGUUGGAAUUAACAAUUGUCAAACAGUUCAACCAAUUGUCGCUAUUGAAAGAACAGUGUUUUAUAGAGAAAGAGCCGCUGGAAUGUAUGCUCCUUUGCCAUAUGCCUUAGCACAGGUUUUGAUAGAAGUACCAUUUGUGCUAUUUCAAACAUUAUAUUACUCACUCAUAGUGUAUGCUAUGGUGGGCUUUCCAUGGAAAGUAGAAAAGUUCUUUUGGUUCGUCUUUGUCUGCUUCUUCUCCUUCCUAUACUUCACAUACUACGGAAUGAUGACUGUUUCCAUCACGCCAAACCAUCAAGUUGCAUCAAUCUUUGCAGCAGCAUUCUACGGAGUCUUUAACCUCUUCUCUGGUUUCUUCAUUCCAAAACCUAAAAUUCCGGGAUGGUGGAUAUGGUACUAUUGGAUUUGUCCAGUUGCAUGGACAGUGUAUGGAUUAAUUGUGUCACAAUAUAGAGACAUAGAUGAUCCAAUUACUGUUUUUGGAGCUACUCAAAACUUCACUGUGAAGGGAUACAUUGAACAUCAUUAUGGAUUCAAACCUGAUUUCAUGGGACCAGUUGCUGCAGUUUUGGUUGCUUUCACUUGCUUCUUUGCCUUUAUAUUUGCCUACUGCAUAAGGACAUUGAACUUCCAAUCAAGAUAAAUGAAUUACAUUGUUGGAAAAAUGAAGUUAUGUUGCUGCAAAAUGGUUACAUUACAGUCUAUGUGACUUGUGUAUGUACAUAACUUAUGAUUUAUGCAGCGUAUUUAAUGUUGUUUCUUAUAGAUGACUAAGAUAAUUUUGUUAGUAGAGAAUUGUGUUGAUUAAGUGUAAAUCUUGUUGAUUAUGCUACAUUGUUAAUUUGGUUUGCUACUUGGAACAAAUUUGGUAUUUCAUUUCAUCAGUUCUUGUAUAAAUGUUCAUUGCCAUAAAUAAAAAAACUUAUUUUUUUACCUUAA
Molecule: messenger RNA, 5321 nt
Organism: Trifolium pratense (red clover)
Lineage: Eukaryota; Viridiplantae; Streptophyta; Magnoliopsida; Fabales; Fabaceae
Product: ABC transporter G family member 36-like
Exons: 23
Coding region: 577-5025 (1482 amino acids)
Cellular component (GO): membrane
Molecular function (GO): ATP binding; ABC-type transporter activity; ATP hydrolysis activity
Source: RefSeq, a predicted model, not a curated record